GUGAAGCCCAGUGUGUGUCAUUUGUGCCUUCAGAGGUCAGGUGGUCCACAAUGCGACGGGCUCCUUUGUUUAUCACUGUCUUAUUAACUGUAGCGUUGGCUUAUUACGUCUACACACCUUUACCUGAGGCCUUACAGGGGAAAUGGAAACUUAUGUUGAUGGAUGCAGCAUUUCGGACUGUAAUAAAGUUUGCCGUGCUGAAGCAGUGGCUCGGCUACGGCCACUACAUCCACACCAUCCGAGAGAUCGCAGAGUCCAUGGAGGUUGAAGUCGGCCCAGAUUUCCUCCCUGGAGUUAAAAUGACAGAGGAGACUUUUGGUGGUGUCCCGGUCCGAGUGUAUGAAGCGUCUGGGAGAGAGGGAAGACUGAGGAGAGGGCUUGUGUAUUUCCAUGGAGGAGGAUGGGCCCUCGGCAGUGCGAAGAGCGCAACCUACGACAAACUGAGCCGAGUCCUGUCUCACGAGCUCGAUGCAGUAGUGGUCUCUGUGGAAUACAGUCUUUUCCCCGAAGUGCAGUUCCCGGUGCCGUACUUGGACUGCCUGGCUGCAUCGAAGCACUUCCUGUCUGCGGAGGUUUUGUCCAAAUAUUCAGUGGAUCCGGGGCGAGUGGGCGUGUCUGGGGACAGCGCCGGGGGCAACCUGGCCGCAGCGGUGUCUCAGGAGAUCGCCCAAGACCCCAACAUGAGCAUCAAAUUCAGUGUCCAGGCUUUAAUUUACCCUGCGCUUCAGGCUCUGGACUUCAACACUCCGUCUGAUAUCCAAAACCACGACGGUCCCAUAUUGUCUCGGGACAGUCUGGUCAUAUUCUGGAUGCAGUAUUUAGGUAUAGAUCUGUCUUUACUGGAAAAAAUCAAGUUAAACCAGCACAUGUCCCUGCAGCAGACUCUUCUCACCCCUGAGUUACGAGCUCGAUUUGACUGGAGGAAACUGCUCUCUCCAAAAGAACGACAGAACUAUCGACCAAUGGUGCCAGAGAAAGGGUUGGACGGUAUUACAAAAAAGGUCCCCGCGCUUCUGGACGUUCGCGCUUCUCCGCUUUUGGCCGACUCUGAGGUGUUAUCCAAAUGUCCCAAGGCUUACGUUGUGACUUGCGAGUUUGACGUGUUGAGAGACGACGGUUUAAUGUACGUGAGGCGCUUACGGGACGCCGGCGUGGAGGUCACCAGCGUUCUCUACGAAAUCGGGUUUCACGGCUGCGUCGGUUUCAUGGUGGAAAUGGAACUGGUAAAAAGAGCACAGACGGAUUACGUAAACUGGCUACGGGAAAAUCUGUAGUACAGUAGUCCCUUGGGUUACGUUCUAAAAAUAAUCCGCAAAAUUGUCAGCUUUAUUCUAUUAUUCUCUUUUUGUCUGUAAAACCCCUCACCACACACUUUAUACACAUUUCUCACACAGGCAUUAACAUUUUCUCACAUUUCUCUCUCGUUUAAACUCUCUCAAAGUUCAAACCUUCGUCGGUGCAUUACGUUUCAUCGACAUUGUGGGUUUUAUCAGGGAAAAACUUGCAAAAUAACCCGCAACAAGAGAAAUCCACGAAGUAGUCAGCUUUAUUUUUUAUAAUUAUUACCGUAUUUUCCGGAGUAUAAGUCGCACCGGACAAAAAAAUGAAGAAAAAACAUAUUUCACAAUCACAUCUGAGUAUCCUCGGCCAAACUAUGAAAAAAAAGUAUGAGUUAUAGUUCGGAAAUAUGCUAUAUAUGUUUUUAGCUGUAAAACCCCUCACCACACACUUUAUACACUUUUCUCACACAGGCAGUAACAUUUUCUCAUAUUUCUCUCUUGUUUAAACUCUCUCAAAGUUCAAACCUUCUUAGGCGCCUUUGUCGGUGAUGAAAAUGUGGGUUUAAAAUCAAUCAAUCACUCAAACAAGAAUGACAUUACCAAAUAAAUAUUCUUUAAUGUAAACAACAAACACUUAAAAUUAAGGCAAAAUAAAAAAUGUUUUCUAUUUUUUUUAGCUGCUCUUCUCAGUAAAAACCUUCCUUCCCAAAACGCACCGAAUAUGAUUUUUAAAUAACAUCAAAUACACAUUUUACACAUAACUGAACAGAUGUGAGAGCUGCAAAAAGGAGCAUGCACGAGUUAAAAUGUCAUGAAUUCAGAAUAUGUGGUUUGGGAGGUUUAGCAAAAUGUGAUAAAGUUGUAUCGUGUUAUCAUUUGUUCUAGAUUAUUUGAGUUUUCCAAGAUAUCGGUAAGUUUGUUACAACUUAAACAUAUUUCAGUCAAAAAACGUUUGCCAUGACAAAUAGAAAGGAGAAAUUGAGAGAAUUAACCUAAUAUUUUACACCAACAACAUAAAAAUAAAACUCAUUUAUACCAACUCGCUUAGUCAUUCAGAAUUCUAGUCAUUUUAACUGUACAUUUUCAUGACACUGUACAACUGUAGCCUCAUGGAACCAGCAAAUACGUCUUUCUAAAUGUGAAUAAAACAAAUACGCUACA
Molecule: messenger RNA, 2441 nt
Organism: Periophthalmus magnuspinnatus
Lineage: Eukaryota; Metazoa; Chordata; Actinopteri; Gobiiformes; Gobiidae
Gene: nceh1a
Product: neutral cholesterol ester hydrolase 1a
Exons: 5
Coding region: 51-1274 (407 amino acids)
Cellular component (GO): membrane
Molecular function (GO): carboxylic ester hydrolase activity
Source: RefSeq, a predicted model, not a curated record